CUCGCCGCCGCGGGUUCCGCCGGCAGCCCCCGCCUCCCGCUGCCCGGCGGCAGAGGCGGGGCGGGCGGGCCAUGCCGGGCGGCGGGGCCAUCUUGCGGCGGGCGCUGCGGGGAGCGGCGGGCGGGAGCCGCGCUGCCAUGUCUUCACAGUCUCACUGGUUGACGACAGAGGAGAGGAGCCAAGUUUUACUGGAUCUCAAAGCUUCAGGCUGGUCUGAGUUAGGUGAAAGAGAUGCCAUCUACAAAGAGUUCAAUUUCAAAAAUUUUAAUCAGGCUUUUGGAUUUAUGACACGUGUUGCUCUGCAAGCAGAGAAGAUGAAUCACCACCCAGAAUGGUUCAACGUGUACAACAAGGUUCAGAUAACUCUGAUUUCCCACGACUGCGGUGGACUGACCAAGAGAGAUGUGAAGCUGGCUCAGUUUAUCAACAAAGCUGCUGCCUCAGUGUAGCCAGGAUGUAAAAUGCUUUAAUACAGUGUCCGCCAAUAUUUUGCAUUUAAAUGGGAUCCCUCAUUUCUUGUAACUGACUUCACAAAAUCCCUGAGACAAGAUAUUUUGGAGAAAGAGUGGCUUAGCUUGCUUUGCCUUUUACCUGAGACCCUCUGAUGCCUGUGCGUGUCCUUUGCCAUUGCUGGCUCUGCCUGGGGAUGUAGUAGAUAAACCAGCAACAAGUAAGUUUGGCACAAUCCUUUCCUAGAAACUGAACAGAGCUGGAAUGAAAGCAGGAGCCCCCCACUGGUGUUCCCCAAGCCCACAGUAGCCAAGGCUGGUGGCAGCUGCCAUAUGAGCCUGCCCUCUGUCCAGCUGCUUCCCUCCUGUGGAUCUGUACAUCUUUGCUCUUCAAACAAUGUAAAAGCAGCCAGGCUGGCUCAGUCCCCUCUGCCUUGGCACCUCCAUCUCUGCCAGUGACCGGUGACAAGCACAGGGAUGCUGGUCAGAGCUGUGCAGCAGCUGAUGAUGUUUCCUUGAAGCUGCAACUCAAGCAGCAGUUACAGCUUUGCAUGUUGAUGUUUAUUUGGUGCUUGUCUGAUGAUGGAUCUUUGAACCCACCUGCCUCUUGGUACCCACAGCCUGGCAGCUACAUCCAGCAGAAGUCCUGAGAACCCUUCUCCACCUGAGAUGCAGGGCAGGAUCCUGCAGUUGCUAAAAGCUUUACCUCUGGUCCAGCAAAAAAAAAAAUCCCAGUGAGGUCCCAGUACUCACAGCAUUGAAGGAAGCCUGUGCUGAAGUGCUCGGCCAGGCAGGCUCAGUGCUCAGCACCUUGCAGGAUGGAGCCAUUAUUUGUGUUGUAACACUCUUGUACCUGCUGGGUCAGGGUGGGGGGGCUUGGCUGGGUGCCUGGAGUCUGGUUGGAGCUGAAGGAAGCAGCAUUAGCAGGAUUCUUGCUAAGCUGGGCUAAGCUGAAACUAUGCUCACCCUCUUCCUUGUUUGUUUGGGGUUUUUUUUGUAGCUACAAUUACUCAUCGCAGACGUUGUUCCAAGAGCUGCAGAUCCCACUGACAGGGUUGAAAAUAAUUUCUUCCAUAGUUUCAAAGUCUUUGUUUUUAUCCUAUGAUCCUCACUGAGACACAUUUCCACUGCUGGCAAGGAGGUUCCAGCCUGCUCGGGGCUGACAGGAAAGCGUGAUCCUGCUGCCAAGUGUCCCCAGCAUGCAGCAUCAUGCCCUGCCAGCAGCUCUGGCUGUCGAGCUCCUGGGAGCCUGACAGCUCCAGGAUGGGGAGACUGACAGCUCCAGGAUGGGGAGACUGACAGCUCCAGGAUGCCUGAGCUGAUUGCUCGGGUGGUCCCGGCAGCACAGCUCCUGGCUCCCCACCUGGGAGGUGCACGGGUGCCAACAUCUGCAUCAGGUGGAUCAGUGGGGUGUGUGGUCUGGCAGGGGCUUGGGAUGCAAAAUACCAGUAGCUGCCCUGCAAGGAGUGGCCUUGGUAAAAUAAGAAAGGCAUUUUUGGUUAAUCCUCAGCAAGUGCACUGUCAGGUGCUAAUUGGUCGCAGGAAGCAAGAUGUUGGGGUUUAUUGUCAGUAACUCUGCUUGGGGCGUCGAGUGAAUACCUGAAAAGAUCCAGAUUGGGACUACGUGCCCAAGUGUUCUUUGCUUGCAAGUGCCUUUCCCUGGGGAAGCUGCAGAUUUCCCCGAUAUGGUUUGGAAAUGAUCACUGUUGUGAGGAAUGAAUAAAACUAAACCAAACAACCAGGCUGUGAAGUCUCCUGUUACUGGUGGGGAAGUGGAACGAGCUUCAUGCAAAGUUUUGACAACAUCCCUAAUGAACUGUGAAAACUCUGUUGUUAGAAAUUGAUACAUAAUGCGUGUGCUUUGAAUAAAACCAAUAAAAUCAAAUUCCUCCUUUGUAA
Messenger RNA from Apus apus (common swift), 2348 nucleotides. It is a transcript of the gene PCBD2, whose product is annotated as pterin-4 alpha-carbinolamine dehydratase 2. Lineage: Eukaryota; Metazoa; Chordata; Aves; Apodiformes; Apodidae. The transcript is spliced from 4 exons. The record is from RefSeq and is a predicted model, not a curated record. The coding region runs from base 72 to 449 and encodes 125 amino acids. Gene Ontology annotation, molecular function: 4-alpha-hydroxytetrahydrobiopterin dehydratase activity. Gene Ontology annotation, biological process: tetrahydrobiopterin biosynthetic process.